Dovyalis caffra is the source of this 1128-nucleotide messenger RNA. The record is from the annotation of a GenBank genome assembly. Lineage: Eukaryota; Viridiplantae; Streptophyta; Magnoliopsida; Malpighiales; Salicaceae.
AUGUCAUGUUUCUACCGUUUACUGCUUCGUAGUGUGAAUUCCUUUUGCAUUCAGCUUUGUUAUUUUCUCUCUAUUUCCUUGUUUGGUUUUGUUAUUCUAAAGGUUUUGAAGCCAAGAACCCAUGAUUCUUUUAUCCCUGGGAACUUAGAUUUGUUCUUCACAUCCGUGUCUGCCGUCACAGUUUCAAGUCUGUCCACUGUUGAAAUGGAGGUUUUCUCCAAUUCCCAACUCAUUGUUUUAAUCAUUUUAAUGUUCUUUGGUGGAAAAAUUUUCACUUCCAUGGUAGGACUUCAUUUCAAGAAGUUUCAACUUCAAAAAUUGAAGUACAAAAUUUCUUCUGUUACAAACAAUGAUCAGCCUAGCACUUACCAACCGGAGUUGGGAAUGGUAGAAAGCCCAGUUUUUGAAAAUCUUGAAUCAAGAAAUGAAACUUCAUUAGAUGGUAGUAGUGUUGAGUUUUUGAAGUACAAAUCAAUCAAGUUUUUGUGUUUUGUGGUUUUGGGUUAUUUUCUAGUUGUUCAAAUUCUAGGAAUUGCCCUAUUUAUAUUGUUUUGCUCCAUGGAGUGGAAUUCAGCUGGAUUAAGUGGACUAAAUUCUUACCAGAAGAUUAUAGGUGUAUUAUUUCAGACAACGAAUACAAGAUAUGCUGGAGAGAGCAUUGUGGACCUCUCAACUAUCUCCUCAGCAUUAUUGGUGCUAUUUGUGGUCAUGAUGUAUCUUCCACCUUAUACUUGUUUCCUUCCCAUAACAGAUGGUGAAGAAAUAUGUGAGGAGAAAAGAAAUAAAAAGGGAAAGCUUUUGGAGAACAUACUAUUUUCUCCAUUAUCAUAUUUGGCUAUUUUCACCAUCCUUAUAUGCAUCACAGAAAGGCAAAAACUGAAGAAAGAUCCUCUCAAUUUCAAUGUAUGGAAUAUUUUGGUUGAAGUUGUCAGUGCAUAUGGGAGUGUAGGGUUUACAACAGGUUACAGUUGUGACAGGCAAAUACAACCCAAUAAUAAUUGUGAGAAUAAAUUUUAUGGAUUCUCAGGAAAAUGGAGUGAUGAGGGGAAGAUUAUACUCAUAGUGGUCAUGUUCUUUGGAAGACUUAAGUUCAAUAUGGAAGGUGGUAAAGCUUGGAAACUUUUGUAA